Messenger RNA from Styela clava, 1342 nucleotides. Its product is annotated as DAZ-associated protein 1-like. Lineage: Eukaryota; Metazoa; Chordata; Ascidiacea; Stolidobranchia; Styelidae. Gene Ontology annotation, molecular function: mRNA binding. The record is from RefSeq and is a predicted model, not a curated record. Gene Ontology annotation, biological process: regulation of translation. Gene Ontology annotation, cellular component: cytoplasm.
UAACCUUUUGUGCUUUCAGUGUAUAUAUAUUUUACUGCUUUUGAUAAAUUAGUGACCUCAAAAUAUCCACCAUGGCAAAUGAAGGUGAUGAAGUUGGAAAGAUUUUUGUCGGAGGACUGACCAGGGAAACGACCGAUGAUAUGCUUAGAAGUUAUUUCGCUGCAUAUGGUGAAAUCAAUGAGUCUGAGAGUAUUGUAAUGAGGGACAAAUUAACCCAAGUCUCUCGUGGAUUUGGAUUUGUUAAAUUUAAUGAACAAAGUUCGGUUGCUGAAGUUUUGAAGAACAGGCCACACAUGUUAGAUAAUAAGAAAAUUGACCCAAAACCAUGUACUCCAAAAAGCAUACAACAGCAAAAGAAAAAUGCUGCAAUGGAGCAUACUUCAACUCACAAAAUAUUUGUUGGUGGAAUCGCACAGAACACUACAGAAGAAGAUGUGAAAACUUAUUUUGAACAAUAUGGGACUGUCAAUGAAGUUAUAUUUGUAAUCAACAAUGAAGAAAAACGACAUAAGGGUUUUGGUUUUGUUACAUUUGAAGAUGAAUCUGCUUUCAACCAAGCAGUUGAUAAGCAUUUCCAUGAAAUAUGUGGGAAAAGAGUAGAAGCAAGAAAGGCCGUACCAAGAGAAAAACAAGGCGGUGGUCGUGGUGGCAUGGGAAGACCAGAUGGUAGUGAUGGCUAUGAAGGUUUAUACACAUAUGGAUAUGCGAAUCAAGGUCAAGGAGGUUUCAUGCCACCGCAGGGAAACGGAAUGAUGGAAUAUGGAUAUCAGGGAUAUGGUACCACUUAUCCUCAAGGAUUUGGCCAAAUGGGCCAACAGAGCUAUUAUGGAUAUAAUUAUAAUCCAGCAAUGGGUGGCUAUGGUGGAAUGGGACAGAUGGGAAAAACUGACAAUGGGAGCGGUGCAUAUGGUGGUAUGGGUGGUAAUUAUCAGCAGCAAUCAUCUGGCUAUGGUCCAGCUAGUAGGGGUGGUGGGAAUCAGGCGUAUGGAGGUAGUUCUGGUGGGGCAGAGUAUGGGAAUGGAUAUGGAAGAAGUGGUGGAGAUACUGGAGGAAAAAGUUCCGGGCAAGGAUAUCAUCCAUACAAAAGAUAAUCAUUGAAUGAAGAAGAUUUUAUAACUUGCUCUGUCACUCAGAGGCUGUGUUAUCACGGCUGACCUUUUAUAUAAAAAAAUGGAAAAGAUAAUAUCCCCUUCCCUAAUUUGGAUAAUGUAAAAAGCAAUAAAAAUACUUCCCAUCGACCAGAAAAUCCAUUUUGUACUUUCGUGUAGCAUUUAAUGUGUUUAAAUUACAAUUUCUGCUGAUUUUUGAGUACAUUUCAUGAUUAAACCUAAGUUAGAUUAGA